Messenger RNA from Neltuma alba, 3785 nucleotides. Its product is annotated as kinesin-like protein KIN-7D, mitochondrial. NCBI's taxonomy places the organism in Eukaryota, Viridiplantae, Streptophyta, Magnoliopsida, Fabales, Fabaceae. Gene Ontology annotation, biological process: microtubule-based movement. The record is from RefSeq and is a predicted model, not a curated record. The transcript has 25 exons. Bases 268 to 3507 code for a protein of 1079 amino acids. Gene Ontology annotation, molecular function: microtubule binding; microtubule motor activity; ATP binding.
CUCACUCUCACCUUCUCUCUCUUCUGCUGCAACUUAGCCUUAAAGAAGAAGAAACAAUCUCUCCCUCUGUCUCCUUUGUGCCUUCCUUUGAGGAAUGAUAUCAUUAUCAUUAGAGCCUCAAAAAGAGGAAGAUGGACCAAAAAAAGCGAAGGGAACCAAAUGUUCUUUGCUUUCGUUUCAUUGCCAUGUGAGAGCUCUUACACACUCUUUUCCCUAGUGCUUGUUUUGGUGGUUUCAAUUGACUCACCAACUCAGUGAGUGAACUCAAUGGCCUCGUCCUCAAGAGCAAGAAGCAGCUCGCCGUUUUCUCAUCGGAAACCCUCCACUUCAUCUUCUACGUUCAUGAGCGGAAGGCUGAUGCCUCGCUCGUGCUCUUCUACUGCGUCGUCGUUUUUCAACUCCGGUGGUGGACUCAGUGGCCGAUCCAUGACUUCAAGUCUUGGUCGUGGUGAGUUAUUGCAUUGCGGUCCUCCCGGUUAUGGCAGUCGUUCCCCUGUAGAAUUUGGGUCGGAAGAGUUGAUUGCCGACCCCCUGGAUGUACGGCGGACCCGGGAUAGCAUAUCGGUGACUAUUCGAUUUAGGCCAUUGAGUGAGAGGGAGUAUCAGAAAGGCGAUGAGAUUGCAUGGUAUGCGGAUGGUGAAAAGAUUGUCAGAAAUGAAUAUAAUCCAGCCACUGCUUAUGCAUUUGACAGAGUUUUUGGACCCCAUUCAACUUCAGACGAAGUGUAUGACGUAGCGGCUAAACCCGUAGUGAAGGCUGCCAUGGAAGGCAUCAACGGGACUGUGUUUGCUUACGGUGUGACGAGUAGUGGAAAGACACAUACUAUGCAUGGGGACCAAAAUUGUCCUGGUAUCAUACCGCUGGCUAUUAAAGAUGUUUUCAGCAUUAUCCAAGACACUCCAGGAAGAGAGUUUUUACUUCGAGUGUCAUAUCUUGAAAUCUACAACGAGGUGAUUAAUGACUUGCUUGAUCCAACCGGCCAAAAUUUGCGAGUGAGAGAAGAUGCACAGGGAACUUAUGUCGAGGGUAUAAAAGAAGAAGUUGUUUUGUCCCCUGGACAUGCGCUUUCCUUUAUCGCAGCUGGAGAAGAGCAUCGUCAUGUUGGAUCAAACAAUUUUAAUCUUCUGAGUAGCCGAAGUCACACGAUUUUUACACUGAUGAUUGAAAGCAGUACUCAUGGUGAAGAUUAUGAUGGAGUGAUCUUCUCUCAGCUUAACUUGAUUGAUCUGGCUGGAUCUGAGAGUUCAAAAGCUGAAACAACAGGACUCAGAAGAAAAGAAGGAUCUUAUAUCAACAAAAGUCUUUUGACACUUGGAACUGUUAUUGGAAAACUGAGUGAGGGGAAGGCAUCUCAUGUUCCAUAUCGAGAUUCAAAGCUUACCCGCCUCCUCCAGUCUUCGCUUAGUGGGCAUGGCCAUGUUUCGCUUAUCUGCACAGUCACUCCAGCAUCCAGUAAUAUGGAGGAAACUCACAAUACGUUGAAGUUUGCUAGUAGGGCAAAACGAGUUGAAAUAUAUGCUUCGCGCAAUAAGAUUAUUGAUGAAAAAUCUCUUAUUAAGAAGUACCAAAGAGAAAUUUCAAGCCUGAAAGAGGAACUUGAUCAACUGAAGAAGGGAAUGUUGGCUGGUGUCAGUCAUGAGGAGAUAAUGAGUUUAAAGCAGAAGUUGGAAGAAGGUCAAGUGAAAAUGCAAUCAAGAUUGGAGGAAGAGGAGGAUGCCAAGGUUGCACUUAUGAGUAGGAUCCAAAGGCUCACAAAGCUCAUUCUUGUUUCUUCAAAGAAUACAAUUCCGGGAAUUCUAACUGAUACUCCCAGCCACCAACGAAUUCACUCAGUUGGUGAGGAGGAUAAAUAUGAUGCCAUACGUCAUGAUUCCCUGUUGACUGAUAGUGAGAAUAAAAAAGAUGCUUCUUUGAUAUCAUCGGAUCUGUCUAAUGAUGCAAGACAUAGAAGCUCGUUAAGUAAAUGGAAUGAAGAACUCUCCCCAACAAGCAGUACAAUCACUGAAUCAACACAAGCUGGUGAGCUGAUCAAUGGAACAAAGCUUCCAACGGGAGGGAUGGCAAUAUCUGAUCAAAUGGAUCUUCUUGUCGAACAAGUCAAGAUGCUUGCUGGAGAUAUUGCUUUUAGUACCAGUACUCUGAAGCGCUUGAUGGAGCAGUCUGCGAAUGAUCCUGAAAGCUGCAAAACUCAGAUUCAGAACUUGGAACAUGAGAUCCAAGAGAAAAACAAACAAAUGAGGGCUUUAGAGCAAAGAAUUAUUGAGAGCGGUGAAGCUUCAAUAGCUAACACAUCAUUAGUUGAGAUGCAGCAGACGGUUACAAGAUUAAUGACUCAGUAUAAUGAAAAGGCCUUCGAGCUGGAGAUAAAAUCAGCAGACAAUCGUGUCCUCCAGGAACAACUCGAUAAUAAGUGUUCGGAGAACAAAGAAUUACAAGAAAAAGUGAAGCAGUUGGAGCUGCAACUGGAAGCAGUUUCCAAUGGCAGUUGGUUAGUAUCUUCGGAACAUUCGGUAGCUGGGGAGGACAUUGAUGAGAUGAAAAAGAAAAUCCAGUUUCAGGAGAUUGAAAAUGAAAAACUAAAGCUAGAGCAAGUUCAACUCUCUGAGGAGAAUAGUGGGUUGCUUGUGCAGAAUCAGAAGCUGGCUGAAGAAGCUUCUUAUGCAAAAGAACUGGCCUCUGCUGCUGCAGUGGAAUUAAAGAAUUUGGCUGGUGAAGUAACAAAACUUUCAUUGCAGAACGCGAAACUGGAGAAGGAAUUGAUUGCUGCUCAAGACCUGGCUAACGCUCGGAAUUCGAGUUUGCAAACUUCUAAUGGCCUUAACCGCAAGUAUAAUGAUGCUAGAUCUGGAAGGAAGGGUAGGACUUCCAGCCGUGCUAAUGAAUUUUCAGCUGUUUUAGAUGACUUUGAAGCACGGAGUCUUGAAGCAGAAGAUAUGAAGAUGGAACUACAGGCUAGGAAACAACGAGAGGCGGCUCUUGAGGCUGCAUUAGCUGAGAAAGAAUUUUUGGAAGAGGAGUACAGAAAAAAAGCUGAAGAGGCAAAGAAAAGAGAAGCGGCCUUGGAAAAUGAUUUGGCAAAUAUGUGGGUUCUUGUUGCAAGGUUAAAGAAAGAAGGAGGUUCCGUCCCAGAAUCAAACAUUGAUCAACAAAAUGGCGACGGCACAGGAAACAUAAUUGAUGGUCCAAAAAAUAACGAUAUUGGAAGUAAUAGUGCCCACCGAGAGCAGGUUUCGGAUGUGCUGAAAUCAGAAGAUGUUCCUAAGGAUGAAUCCCUGGUGGUUCGUCUUAAGGCACGCAUGCAAGAGAUGAAAGAAAACGAAAACUACUUUGGGAAUGGAGACGCCACCAGUUCCCAUGUUUGUAAAGUAUGCUUUGAAUCGCCAACAGCAGCAAUUCUUCUCCCAUGCCGGCACUUUUGUUUGUGUGAAUCGUGCUCACUUGCUUGUUCUGAGUGCCCAAUAUGCCGGACAAAUAUUGAUGAUAGACUCUUUGCUUUUACUUCUUGAUCCUGUCAAAAGGGUUCUCUCACUGAAAAAAAAAAAUUAUAUAGCCUUUGCAAUUGCAGGUGUGAUUCUUUCAUUAAUCUCGCUGUGUGUAAAACCGUUCAAAAGGUAUUUCAAUAUCUUAUUACCUUUUAGUCUACCCAUGGGAAACUGUAUAGAUAGUGGGGAGAGGCGGGUGGAAAUAAAAGAAUAUAAAAAUGUAAAAAGAAAGGGCUUCAAUGACACUGCUGUAAUACAUACCCGUAAAGUAAUUUCUUAAUACAGCAGAAUUUUGUCUUUCA